Cajanus cajan (pigeon pea) is the source of this 399-nucleotide messenger RNA. The record is from RefSeq and is a predicted model, not a curated record. Lineage: Eukaryota; Viridiplantae; Streptophyta; Magnoliopsida; Fabales; Fabaceae.
AUGAAUAAUCCAACAGAUGCUUGUCCCUCCUUGCAAGACUCUUCUACAGGCCCUGAUGCCCCACAAGCCUAUGCUGCAAAUAUCUACAAUAACAGACCAGCGCAACAACAGCAGCAAAGUUAUGACCUCUCCAAUAAUAGGUACAAUCCAGGUUGGAGAAAUCAUCCUAAUCACAAAUGGUCUAACCAGCAGCAGCAGCAACAACAACAACAGUACCAACAGCCAUCCCCUCCCUUCCAAAACAAUGCUGGUCCUAGCAGAUAUGUACCUCCUCCUAUCCAACAGCAGCAACAGAGACAACACGAAGCUCCUGCAUCACCAGCUCCUCAUCCUUCUACUUCUGAGCCUUCAUUAGAGGAGCUGGUCAGGCAGAUGACUCUGCAAAACAUGCAAUUCUAG